This is a messenger RNA of Triticum urartu, 3927 nucleotides long. RefSeq lists its product as uncharacterized. Gene Ontology annotation, molecular function: cysteine-type peptidase activity. The record is from RefSeq and is a predicted model, not a curated record. Gene Ontology annotation, biological process: proteolysis. Lineage: Eukaryota; Viridiplantae; Streptophyta; Magnoliopsida; Poales; Poaceae.
CUGGGGGCACAGCCGAGUCGUCUCUCGUCCGACCUCCAUCUCCCCGACGCCAUCCGCCUCUCCUCUCCUCCUCCGCCCCACCGCCACCAGGGCGACCGAUCUCCCCAUGCCGCCCCGGUAGCCUCCGCCUCUCCCCCGACCCCCUCCGGCGGACCAGCGCCGCCCGGCCACGCUCUCCGUGACCUCUCUCUUUCCCCACCCACGCCCGGCGGGCCCUCCCUCGGCGGAAACCCUAGAACCACGAGAUCCGUCGCCGCCGCCCUGUCCCCGGCUCGCCCUCGUUGACCGCCGCCAGCGGGACGUCCCCGUCCUCAAACCCUACCCCCUCCUCCCCGAUCGAAGGUCAAAGGAGGACACCGCCGCCGCCUCCAUCCGCCCCGUCGCCCCCUCCGCGACUUGAAUCAGGUUGCAGAUGAAUCAGACUGAUAUCUCUGGUUUGGAAUUCACUGGCUUGCAUGAUACUCAUGUUGGUGAAGAAACAUAUGCAACUGAAUUUCCUGAAAUGAAUCAGGAUCUAUCCCACAAAACCGAAUUUGAUGUGGUUAUGGCAACUACAGCCAUGCACAGUGGUUCUGGCAAUUCCUAUGCUUGCUUAGAUGGAUAUGAAGAUACAAGGAUGAUGUCAGGAAUUCAGGCCGUGAAGGAAGUUAGACAUGGCAGUACGCAGCACCUUGAGGGAACAUAUUCUGAUUCCGAUGAAGAAAACUUGUCAUCUAGUCCUGAAACUUCAUCCACCACUAAUUACGGUUACAUGGAACCAAAUUUGGAAAAUAUGUACAAUGCUUUGGGUGAAAUGGUUGAUAAAGAAGGGACGGUUGUGCUUAAACCUGACUUUGUGAUGUGCGACACGGCCCUGCAUUUUCAGCCUCACGUAAUUUUUUCACCAGAUGGGUUCAAAAUUGAACAUUCGGAUUGUGAUCCAUAUGAAGAUGAUAAAACGAUAGCUCUAUGUUGGGAUGUUUGUGACAUCAUUUCCAUUAAUAGUCAAUGGACUCAGAGUGUUAUAUCUGCCUCUGUAACACUUCUUAUUAGACCCAGUGCAGAGACCGAAAGUUCAGAUCCUAUUAGAGUGGAGUUUAUUCUUACAGAUCCACAGUGGCCACGAAAACAAGAGAAGAUCUGUCAUAUGGCAUCAAGAUAUCGUGACAUCUGGAACAACACUCCAUCAGAGGAUUUUGCGUUGGAGAACCGGAGCACUGACCCAAGUUUAUUUUUCCCGAAACAGUACUUUUCUGGCAUUGACGACUUUGAAGAUGUUAUCUAUCCUAAAGGAGAUCCGGAUGCUGUUUCUAUUAGCAGCAGAGAUGUUGAUUUGCUUCUACCUGAAACAUUUGUCAACGACACAAUAAUUGACUUUUAUAUCAAAUACUUAAGCACAAGAAUGAAGACCACCGAGAAGAGCAAGUACCAUUUCUUUAAUAGCUUCUUUUUUCGCAAGCUGGCAGAUCUUGACAAAGAUCAAGGGAGAGCUCCAGAGGGUAGAUCAGCUUUUUUACGUGUCCGCAAGUGGACCCGAAAAAUAAACAUAUUUGCGAAGGAUUUUCUAUUUAUUCCAGUGAACUUCAGCUUGCAUUGGAGCUUGAUUGUUAUUUGUUAUCCUGGAGAAGUGGAAACAUCUGACGAUGGUGAAGCAAAAAAGCAUGGUAAAGUUCCAUGUAUAUUACAUAUGGAUUCUCUUAAAGGAAAUCACAGUGGACUGAAAGACAUUAUUCAAAGUUAUCUAUGGGAAGAGUGGAAGGAAAGGCACCCUGAAUCAGCAUUAGAUAUUUCAGACAAAUUCUUAAAUCUGAGAUUCGUCUCCCUUGAGCUCCCUCAGCAAGAUAACUCAUUUGACUGUGGCCUGUUCCUUCUCCAUUAUGUGGAACGCUUUCUGAUGGAUUAUCCCAGUAGCUUCAACCCUAUGAAGAUAUCAGUAUCCUCAACCUUUCUCAGUGAUGGUUGGUUUGAACCCGCUGAAGCUUCUCUGAAGCGUUCAUUGAUCCGGAAGUUAAUCCAGGAGCUAGUGACAGUACCUUCUCAAACUUUUCCAGAACUAACCUGUGGUAGCGAGCAGUUUGAUGAAAGUUAUCUAGGAAGAGAAAAUGCUGAGCCUGAAGCAGCUAGAGAGUUCCUUGCUCAGGGGUGCUCUGCUGGUGAAUCUGACUCACUUUGCCAAAUUGCUGGAACACAGCAACAAUCCACAUCCAUCUGCUUUAAUGAUUCUGGAAAUGUUCUACCUGUUCCUGGAUGCAUUUUAGAGACUGAAGGGGUUACAACAUUUGCUGUACAGGACACACAGGUUUGUCCACCCGACAAUGAUUUUGCCAUCUGCAUGCCAAGCCAGGCUGUUGAAAAUGAGCCACUUCCUGCGGAUUAUGAUAAUAAACCUGACCUGAGAUCAUGCGCCCCAGAAGAUGCUGAAGCGUUGAAGGAUGAUGGUUCUGUGGUAAAAGGUCAGGACAAUUUUGUGGAAUCCAUGCUGGAUUGUUCGCACAAUAACCGGACAAUUUCUAGCUACACAGAAGUUACGAUGCAUGAUAUUAUGGAUUCCAAGUGUGGCUCAUUCUCUGAUAACUCUGAGGCAAUGGCCUACAAAGAACAUAGCUUAGAAACAAACAUAAAUGAAGUUCUGGAUGAUUGCUGUGAUGAAGAUAUGCAUCCUGUCAUGAUGUCUGAUGCCAGGGAAGUUGACAUUGCAUCUGAUCCAGCAAGCACCAAAGACGAAGCUGACAAUGGCAGAUGUGAUUUCCCUGAUGCCAUGGGAUCUGUAGUGGCUGGUGAUGUAGAAGGGAAUACUUGUGAGCAUUCUUCAGAAAGAAACAUUGUUGAAGAUGAGGAGGCCAAGGGUGAUGUUUUUGAGGACACGUCUCCACUCAUGGUAUGCGAUUUGAACAAUGAUGUUGCUGAGCAGUCUUUACCCGUGGUAUGUGAUUUGAAUAAUGAUGUUGCUGAGCAUUCUCCCGCAAUAAUUGCUGUCGAAUCUGAGGACGCGAAACAUGAAGAUACUUCUGUGGAUCUCAAUGUGGAAGAUGAUAUCGAAGUGGAUCUCAAGGUAGAAGAUGAUAUCGAAGUUGGCACGGAGGAAACUUGCGCAGUUGCUGAUAAGAUCAGUGAUGGUGAGCAGCAUAUUUCACCCGAGUCCAAAGAGGGAAACAUUGACAGCUGUGCUAUCAGCGACAGCGCUGUUCCGCAUGAGCUGAAAGAGGGAGAGACUAGCACCAUCGUGGCAGGUGACAGUACAAAUGGGAGUGAUGAAGCUCAUGUGGACAGUGUGGAUGCACACGGUAACGUAGGACCAGGAGCUGGCGAGACAGUUCCUUGUGAAGUUGACACUAACCAUUCUGAUGCUGAGAUGCCUGACGUUGAUAGCGCCUUGUGCGUGAAGAAUGAAACAGUUUGCGAGGACGAACCGAAUGAAGCAGUUUGCGAGGAGACACCCUGUGAUGCUAAAAGGCCUCUUGCUGAUAGCAUCUCUGAAGAUCAGAAGAUGGGAGUUUGCGAGGACAAACCGAAUGAAGCAAUUUUUGAGGACAAACCCUGCCAUGCUAAAAGGCCUCUUCUUGCCAGCACCUCUGAAGGUCAGAAGAUGGAAGUUUCCGAGGACAGGUGCUCGGAGAAGGAUGUCGAGUCUACCGCAGAGAAGACAGAGCAGCGCAAGAAGCGUCGCAAGGUCCCCCCGGCCGCCCCCCCGCAGACGCCUGCAACAGAUAAGCGACAAACGAGGAGCUCCUCAAUGCCACGGCUUCUGGGUUAGAAUCGGGUUUUCCUUCGGCAGUGUUGACGAUUACUUGUCUGUAAUAGGUGACUUCUCUAGGGUUCCUAGAACCUCUCUCCCUCUUGAUCUGUAUGAUAGUUAGCUGCCUGCCUGACUGAACCUGCUACCUUUUGGCCUAUGCCUGAAUUUAGCUGUGAAGUGCCGUGCAACGUUCUAGUAUUGUUAUUAUUAUA